AAAAAAAAAAUUGACGCAUGUCAUGAUCAUCUAUCUAACAAUCUCAUAUACUAACUAGAUCAGGCUCCACAUUCCCACAGUCGGCAAUGUGUCGAAUAUUUAAUGCAUGUAGCGGUAAUUUCACCUCCUUGUCACUUAUAAGUUAUAACAGUCUGAUGAUCCACUUUUGAACGUCGAGGCCGACAGAUGAGGUAGGCGGGCGGUAACAUUACCGCUUACAUUUCAACUCCAACAAUGGAGACGAAGGUGCCGCAGAGGGUGAAACGAUGGCUGUUCCCGCUCCUUGCUUCCCUUCUCAUCUCUUGCGUCCUCAUCACCCUAUCCCUCUUCUCCUCCUCCUCCUCCUCCUCAUCCUCUUCUCUCUGCCACGCGCUUUCCCUCUGCUCCUUCCCGGCUUCCCCUUCCUCCGAUCCCUACCUCUUCAUCGAGGCCAAGCUCCGCCUUCCCCGGACUGUGUCUUCCGCCUCUGUUCCCCGCAUCGCCUACUUGAUCUCUGGCUCUGCUGGCGAUGGCGGCAGCAUCCAGCGGACUCUUCGCGCUCUCUACCAUCCGGCUAACCGAUACGCGGUUCAUCUCGAUCUUGAGUCACCGCCCGCCGAGCGGCUUGAGCUUGCGGCUUCCAUUCGUAGAGAUCCCGUUUACCAAAGGUUUGGAAAUGUUUGGGUGAUCACGCGUGCGAAUUUGGUGACCUAUAGGGGACCGACGAUGGUGGCCAACACGCUCCAUGCCGCGUCGAUCUUGCUCAAGGAGGGAGGCUAUUGGGAUUGGUUUAUAAACCUUAGCUCCUCUGAUUAUCCGCUUGUCACUCAGGAUGAUCUACUCUUCACUCUAUCAAGUAUAACUAGGGACUGGAAUUUUAUUGACCACACUAGUGACCUUGGAUGGAAAGAGACCCAAAGGGCAAGGCCUCUAAUCUUAGACCCAGGGCUUUAUGACCUGCAUAAGUCAGAUUUGUUUUGGGUUUCUGAGCAAAGGGGUGUGCCAUCUGCAUUCAGGCUCUUUACUGGCUCGGCUUGGAUGAUGCUGACCCACCAGUUCAUCGAGUUUUGCUUAUGGGGCUGGGAUAACCUUCCACGCACUGUGUUGAUGUACUAUGCAAACUUCAUCUCAUCGCCUGAGGGGUACUUCCACACUGUCAUCUGCAAUGCUGAUGAAUUCCGCAACACUACUGUCAACCAUGACCUGCAUUACAUAUCAUGGGACAACCCACCUAAGCAGCAUCCGCACUAUCUUACCCUCAAUGAUUUCCAGGGGAUGAUUGAUAGCAAUGCGCCUUUUGCUAGAAAGUUUGGCAGGGAUGAUCCAGUGCUUGACAAGAUUGACAAGGAGAUUUUGGGUCGUGAUCCCGGUGGAUUUGUGCCUGGUGGUUGGCAUGAUAUUUUGGAAGAGAAUGCUACUGAUCAUUAUUUUACUGUAAGCAAGGUGGACGACCUCAGGCCCGGGCCUGGUGCAGAGAGGCUUAAAACGCUUGUGUUGGGUUUACUAUCACAAGAUGAUUUCGACCAGAAGCAUUGUAUUUGAUGUAAAACCAAAACGACAAUUUUGUGCAGCUGGACAAGUAACACAUCCUGUUUUCACAGGAAUAUAGCCUUUCAGGAUGUUUAUAUGGACGUUCUGCCUUGGAUUCACGAAUAUCUUGGUGGAGCUCGAAAUCAGUUUAAACAUUGCCAGAAUGAAAACGAGCUGUUGUUAUAAGUAGAAGUGCCAUGAAGCUAGAUCUUUUCUGCGAUGUCUCUAUAUAGCCCUACGACGAUGCUGAUGAAGCCUAUAUGUGCUGUAUCCCACCCAUUGGCGCUGCAAUUGUUAGUUUCUACUGAAAUUUUAAAGUGAAAAUGUUACUGUUUGCAUCCAUGUUUCAAACAGAAUGAAUUACUUACUGAUUUCCGCAAUCCUCCUAUUUGAUUUGAUCGUUCUAUGUAUGAGAUGUAUAAUAAUGGAGG
Molecule: messenger RNA, 1940 nt
Organism: Dioscorea cayenensis subsp. rotundata (Guinea yam)
Lineage: Eukaryota; Viridiplantae; Streptophyta; Magnoliopsida; Dioscoreales; Dioscoreaceae
Product: beta-glucuronosyltransferase GlcAT14A-like
Exons: 4
Coding region: 235-1521 (428 amino acids)
Cellular component (GO): membrane
Molecular function (GO): glucuronosyltransferase activity
Source: RefSeq, a predicted model, not a curated record